AUGUUUCAUCUCUAGCUCUUUUAAGUUUUGGUUGCUAUUUAUGUAAAUGUUUAGCAAAUUUGCGAAAAAAGUGCAUAUCAGUGUGCUCGAUUGCUGAAAAAGUAGCUGCGUUGCAUCCGGCGAAGAGCCCAUCAAAGGCGGCCUAGUAGCCAAGUGAUUGGCGGGCCAAAGGAAGCCCAAGUCGACUUGUUUCAUUCGGGGCGCGGCGCCUGUAGAAAACGGACAAAACAUCCUUAGGACAGCCACACACAAAGGGACAUCGAUACUUUCAGCCAGCACACACAAUGGCAGAGCGACCGAAAAAUUUGUUUGCAACCGGAUCCAGCCGCGUCCGCACUCCCCCGGAUCAGCUAAGCCUGAACAACCUCAGCAUUCGCCAUCCGCCCUCGUCCACGUCGUCCACCUCGUCGGGUUCCACUUCAUCGGGCUCAAGUUCCUCGUCGCAGCACAACCCUGUGACCCGCUGCUUUGGUGCCCAGCAGCCUCAACAGGCUCCGCCGGUGGUCAGCAGUCAUGUGCCCGCGGUUCCGGCAACUUCGACUUCGAGCAGCACUGCCGCCGAUCGCCACCGGGAGCGCAUUCGCCAGCAGGCUUGCGGCAAGCUUCAGUUCGGCGAGGGCGCCGCCAACACACACACUUUCACUUCGGACGAUCUCGAGGAUGAGGGUGAAAUUGGACGGGGAGCCUUUGGGGCGGUCAACAAGAUGAUUUUCAAGAAAUUGGACAAGGUAAUGGCCGUUAAGCGCAUUCGCUCCACCGUCGAUGAGAAGGAACAGAAGCAGCUACUCAUGGAUCUCGAGGUGGUCAUGAAGUCCAACGAGUGCAUCUACAUCGUUCAGUUUUAUGGGGCCCUUUUUAAAGAGGGCGACUGCUGGAUUUGCAUGGAACUGAUGGACACAUCGUUGGAUAAGUUUUAUAAGUACAUAUAUGAGAAGCAGCAGCGUCACAUUCCGGAGUCUAUACUGGCUAAGAUCACGGUGGCCACGGUGAAUGCCCUCAACUAUCUGAAGGAAGAGCUUAAAAUCAUCCAUCGGGAUGUCAAGCCGAGCAAUAUUCUACUGCACCGUCGCGGAGACAUAAAACUGUGUGAUUUUGGCAUUUCGGGUCAGCUGGUUGACUCCAUUGCCAAAACCAAGGAUGCGGGCUGCAGGCCCUACAUGGCGCCGGAACGCAUUGAUCCGGAGCGCGCUAAGGGCUACGAUGUUCGAAGCGAUGUUUGGUCAUUGGGCAUCACUUUGAUGGAGGUGGCGACAGGCAAUUUCCCCUAUCGCAAAUGGGACUCGGUCUUCGAGCAAUUGUGCCAGGUUGUGCAAGGUGAACCGCCGAGACUAUUGACCUCCUACAACGGCAUGGAGUUUUCCAAAGAGUUUGUGGACUUUGUCAAUACUUGCCUGAUCAAAAAGGAGAGCGAUAGGCCCAAGUACAGCCGCCUACUGGAGAUGCCCUUCAUCCGUCGCGGUGAGACGAGCCACACCGAUGUGGCCGUGUACGUGGCCGACAUCCUGGAAUCCAUGGAGAAGGACGGCAUCACGCAGUUUACGGCUAACCAGCAAGCGGAGAGUUAAUCACCCUAUGCAAAGAAGCAAGUCAUAAUUUAUCUAAGUAUCAACAAGAACAACAACAAACAAACUAAGCAGAAGGAGAAGCAGAAAAAAUUAAAAUUGUUGUCUACUUUGUAGCAUUCGUAGAAAACGUAGCGCAUAUUUUGUUAAACAGACAAAACAAAACUAAGCAAAAAGUGUGUAAGCGACAGUAAGCAAAAUGUGUGUAUAGUUUAAAAUCCCUAAAAAGCCUAUUGUAAUUCAAUAAUUUUUGUAUUUGUUUUAAAAAUAAAUUUGUGUUAAAAACAGGCAAACAUCGGGUAUACUCGAGUACUCCGGCCAAUAAAUUGACCAGCUUUGUACUCACAGUUCAAUGCCUAUUUACCUUCAGUCAAGCAAGCAUUUUAUAAUCCGGUUGAUUUUUCUAUCAUUUUUGAUGAUACAAGACCAAUUGGUAAUGCAUUUUGCUUUAAUAAGCAACCACAUGCGAAACUUAAGCAAUAUUUGUAAAAAAAUUCGUGAAAACGAAAUUUGUAAAAGAAAAUGCAAAGGUUAACUACCCAUACAAAACUAACUGAAACACCAAUACGUGUUAAUUGAGCGUAAAAAAAUAGUUUAAAAGAACUAUUGAAUUAUAAAUAAUUUAUUGAACAGAUUUUGUAAUCCUAUUAUAUUUUUUAAUUUGCUUAUAUGAAAAUGAUUGUGAAAAGCUUUAAAUAAUUGCCAAGCGGCUGAGAUGUUUAAAUUGUAGUUGAAAUUAUUGCAGAAAAAUGCAAAAUUAAUCCGAUAAUAUAUAAAAUAAUUAGCCACAACACCGACACAUUCACACACUACACACAUAUACACACGUUUUUAUGCGUAGUAAUUAGUUGUAAGCAAAGCAAAAAUAUUUAGCAAAAAGUUACAGCUACAAAAAACAAAAGUCAUGUGAAAACUGAAAAUAAAACAAAAUAAAUGUAUUGUGCCUAAGUAUAAACCGAAAUGAUAAAAACUCACCAAGAGAACUACAAUUUAAAUUUAAUCAAAACUCAUAAGCCAUUUAUAAUCCUUAGCAUAGCUUUUAAUCCCACGCUUAUAUAGCCGUACUGCAUACACCAUGCCAUCCCUCCCCAAAAAGAUACACAGCCAAACAAUUGCACCGUCUUUGUCCCCGUCUCAAAACAACAACAACAAAAAAAAGUAAACAAAUACUAAAACCAAUGUUUUUUGAUUAACAUUUUUAUGCAAGCGUCAAUGUGAAAGCAAAGUUUAUUUUGUAUACAUAUAUAUACAUGCAUAAUAUAUUUGCACGGGUUGCAUAUAGAGUAAGCAAAGCAACAAGAGCCUGCAGCCAUUUUCUUUUAUUUUUUUAAAGUUUGUUUGCCAAAUAAAAUCCAACAGCAGCAUUUAGAGCGAAUAUAUUCAUAUAUGAAAUAUAUUUUUAUUAAGCCCACAAACAUCCUAGAAUUCGCAAAUAGACUUGGUAAGCAAUGUUCGGCCAGCCGAGACUUGCUCGCCCUUGGAAUAGUAUUUAUAAUAAACAAAUAUUAAUUAACGAAAGGAAGCAUAUGCAUUGGAAUAAUCUAAGAUGAAAUUAAUUAACAUUCCAUUCAAUAACCACAUUAGUGAAGGGCCUACAUCUCUGAUGAAAUAGUUUCUAUGGUUGCAGACAAAGAAUGACAAUGGUGGCGUACUUAUUGACCACAAAGUUGAAUUUAAUACCCUAAUCAGAAGGAGGUAUGGUUGAAAACAAUUACCUAAGUACUUGGGCAGAUCACUUUUGAUAAAACUAGAGGUAGAGGUAAUAAUCAUAUUAUACAACUCAUGUGUAAUGCCAGGAAUAAUGCAAUCGCGAGUCGUCAAUAUUUUUGACAAUAAAUGGAGUAUAAUUUAUUUGUAAAGUAAGAAAACCUUAAGGUCCCUUGAGAGGAUACGGCAAGGGCAUAUGGAUUGUGUAUAUAUGGUAGAUAUACUAAGGGCAUAUGACUGGCAAAUAUUUAUAUACUAAUCUAUGAACUAGCUGCAAGUCAAGAACGGUAGCUAUGUCUAUCAAUCUCGAACCCGAUUCCCAAGUGAAAUUUAACACCAAAACCCCUAAGAUUGGCUUCCAUUGAUCCAAAGCCUUUAAAUAUAAAAUUAAAUCGCAAAUUUAUGCCACAACCUAAAGCUCUUAACUAAAUCUAACCAAUGACAAAACUGGAAACGCAACGUCCACAACAAUAUUAAUAUUUGCAAACUUUUAAACCUAGCUUACAAGUAAGAACAGAGUGCUAAAUUUCUGAAUAUUUGUGGGAGCCCAAUAUUCGGGUCCAGAUCCUAAGUAAAAACCAUUGCAGAAUCCGGAGACGCUCACUCUACACUUAGCGCACUAAGUUUUACUAACUAACAGCCUAUACAAAUAACCCCGGCUUGUGUCUCCAACUCGGCAUUAAAUAAAAUUACACAAGGAUAACCAAACACCGAAAGGAAACGAUUCAAUGUCAUGGCAAAUACACACAGAUAAGUAACAUAGUACUGUUGAACAAAAUUGAAAAAGCAAAACACCACAAAUAAAACAAUUUGUAAAAAUAUUAAUAGCAAAUAAAAAUUAUAAUUCAAAAACUCAA
Messenger RNA from Drosophila rhopaloa, 4126 nucleotides. RefSeq names its product dual specificity mitogen-activated protein kinase kinase 4 (gene Mkk4). The record is from RefSeq and is a predicted model, not a curated record. Gene Ontology annotation, molecular function: ATP binding; JUN kinase kinase activity. The transcript has 5 exons. Gene Ontology annotation, biological process: MAPK cascade; protein phosphorylation. NCBI's taxonomy places the organism in Eukaryota, Metazoa, Arthropoda, Insecta, Diptera, Drosophilidae. Bases 285 to 1565 code for a protein of 426 amino acids.